AUCCCCGUGUAUGUCUGAUCCUUGGCCGCUUGGUUUCGUGUUGCUAUGCCAACAGACGCCGGGUACCCCAUCGAGUUACCCCUUCCGACACAGUCAAUUGACGGAGAUUAGCGGUCCCCUCUGAUUAGCGUGCUAUCGUCAACAAACCCCAAGUAAACUAUAUACCCCACUCAUUAGGAUGUUAUAGGGCUAUUUGCUAUAGUAGAGUGGUUUGGGGGCUUUCCAGUCUGGUUUCAUAGUUUUCCAAACAUUUAAUCUGGCGGAACUAUAUAUAACCAAAGAAAAUGACAGACGUUUCGGCACAUCGACCUCUUUCACCAAGGAAAUCUUCAAUGACCUGGUGGUCAAGACAUGACCCUGUUAAUAUGAUGCAAGGCCACACUGACCACUGGGCAAAGAUGAAACUCAAGUGUAAAACAUUUGAGGUCGCUGUGCCGUCUGGGAAGAUUGUCAGCUAUGCAGACCGUCAUGCGCCAAUGGUACCAAAGGGGGAGGGUCUGGCAACCUUUCAGUACAAUGAAAACGGCACUUUAUCCCGAGUUCAAGAUCCCACUUUCAAUUCCAUGCUCAUUCGGAAAAUGUCGGGACACCUUCCGGGUUCUUACGAUCUUCACCGACCAAAGCUGAGCAGCCGAUCUGAGUCACUUAAAACAACUUUUAAUCAACGUGCUAAAGACGGUUUCAACUACUGGCAAAUUGAGAGACCAAAACCAACGUCAUUCGGAAGGUAUGGCAUCGGAGCGGCGAACACGAUCUUGGGAAUAGGAAAUGCCUCCCGAACGUAGGA
Molecule: messenger RNA, 787 nt
Organism: Lytechinus variegatus (green sea urchin)
Lineage: Eukaryota; Metazoa; Echinodermata; Echinoidea; Temnopleuroida; Toxopneustidae
Exons: 5
Coding region: 285-785 (166 amino acids)
Source: RefSeq, a predicted model, not a curated record